Molecule: messenger RNA, 4562 nt
Organism: Pecten maximus
Lineage: Eukaryota; Metazoa; Mollusca; Bivalvia; Pectinida; Pectinidae
Product: TBC domain-containing protein kinase-like protein
Biological process (GO): activation of GTPase activity; protein phosphorylation
Molecular function (GO): ATP binding; protein kinase activity; GTPase activator activity
Source: RefSeq, a predicted model, not a curated record
CCCCCCGGUUCCUCUGUAGUUUCAUUUUGCCUACGAUUCUGACAAUAAGGAUCCGUGCUAAUUAAACGUUAUAGGAGCGGCAUGAGGCACGAUGUAAUGACGUAAUUGUGUACCAAUAUAUUCUAAAGAGUAAGAAUGUCAACACUUGGUAAAGCAGAAUUUGGGGUGACCACUUUUUUCACCAGAAGCCAUCCAAAUGACAAAUGUGGAGCGAACGGUCUUCCUCUGACACCAAAUUCUGUCAAAGUCCUAGGACGUUUCCAGAACCUUAAAUGUCUGAGUCAUCCACAGAUCUGUAAAUACCUGGACAUCGUCAAGGACAAGCAUGAACGGAUGGUCAUAGUAUCAGAACAUUAUAGGAACUGUCUCAACAGCAAAUCAAGUCGAUUUAACGGUAAAGACAAAUUUACGGAGAUUGCCUAUGGAGUCCUGAAAGGUCUGGCCUACCUUAACUCACUUGGAAUCACCCACAGGAAUCUCUCCAAGGAUAACAUCUUAUUUGAUGCUGAGGGUCAUGUGAAGUUAGCCGAGUAUGGUCUGUACUUUAUGACGGGGUAUGGUGCUGACGUCGCCUUUCCUAUUGGGAAGCCCCAGUACCUGGCUCCAGAGGUUCUGUCAGAAGCUCCCAUCACUGUAGAUGAACAUUCUGAUGUGGAACCUGAAGUUCACAACCCCUCUGGUCCCAAGGUGGAUGUCUGGGCCUUGGGUAUGAUCUUGUUAGAGGUCAUGAGUGCACAAGAUUUAUGGACUGGUUUGACAAUGCCUCAGAUAUUCCACAAGAUAUUUGCUUUUCUAAAAUCAGAUCAGUCCCCCUUACAAAGUGUAGCCAAGGACAAUAGCCUCACAGAAACAAUUAAGACUUUGCCCCCGGAUGUGGUAGACUUCUUAAAUAAAUGUUUGACAGUAUCAACUAAACAAAGACCAAGUCCAUCUGAACUACUGAAGCAUGACAUUUUUACAGAGCUCAGAUUGAAAGAGGUGCCAUACAGGAAUGGGUUUCAGCUUUUCUCUACAGAGUCACGAUGUAAAGAUCUAGAAUUACCCGUCUAUGGUGAAAAUGGUUCAGUUCAAGAUGAAGACUUUGACCACCUGUCCUUGAGAAACAUGGAGGAAGUAUAUUACUUGUGGAGACUAGCCGGAGGUGAUCUAGAGGGUCUGCUACGCAAAGAAGGGCUCGUCAAAACAAAACCUCCCAUCACUCUCCUUCCUAGCUUCUGUACCAGUGAAGGUGAUGUGUUUGGACAGAUGAGGGACCGUGCAGAACUGCUGGACAAUAUCGUCAUUACAGCUUCACAGGAACAACUUAGAAAUAGACUAUCAGAAGUGGAUGAAAAGGCUUAUUAUCCUCUGUUGGAAGAUGAAAAGAGCAGUAUGACUGGUAGCCUGCCUUUGUCCCCAAGUAGUUCUGACCUGACCAAUACAGCUAGUCUACCUCUCGUUAUUAAGGAGAAGGAUGUUGAAUAUCAGUUUCAUCGGAUUAUUCUGUAUGAACGGCUGUUAAAAGCCUACCCCUACAAGAGAGCCCAUAUUUGGAAGGAAGCUCGUGUUGACAUCCCCCCGCUGGUUAGGGCACAUGUCUGGGCAGCUCUCCUGGAGGUGGAGGGCGAUAUUGAAAGCUUGUACAGCAGUAUUGAUAAGGACACAGUCACGCCCACUGAUAGACAGAUCGAGGUGGAUAUUCCUCGGUGUCACCAGUAUCAUGAACUACUGUCAUCCCCGACAGCUCAUAUCAAGUUUAAGCGUGUUCUAAAGGCGUGGGUAGUCAGCCACCCACAGUACGUGUACUGGCAGGGUCUAGACAGCCUCUGUGCUCCGUUCCUGGCCCUGAAUUUCACAAAUGAAGCUCUGGCCUAUGCCUGCUUAUCUGCUUUCAUUCCUAAAUAUCUCCACAAAAUAUUUUUGAAAGAUAAUUCCCAGGUAAUCCAAGAGUACCUGGCAGUGUUUACUCACCUCAUAGCAUUCCAUGAUCCAGACCUCAGUAAUCACCUCGAUGGAAUCGGCUUCAUUCCAGACUUGUAUGCCAUCCCAUGGUUCCUGACUAUGUAUGCACAUGUGUUCCCCCUACAUAAGAUAGUACACCUGUGGGACACUCUACUACUGGGUAACUCCUCCUUUCCACUGUGUAUUGGGGUAGCUAUACUUCAGCAGUUCCGCGACCGUCUUCUCUCAUUUGGCUUUAAUGAGUGUAUUCUCCUGUUCUCAGACAUGCCAGAAAUAGACAUCCAGAGAUGUGUACAAGACUCCAUAAAGAUAUUCUGUAGUACGCCAAAAAGUGCCACCUACCGCCAACAUGCCCGACCAUCCAAAAAAGCACAGAAGGAGGAAAGUCGCCCCAACCUAUCAUACUACUCGCGGGACUACAACGAUCAGCCCUCCACAGAUCUGUCUAUGGAGCCAAUACCAAUUGAUGAGCUGAAGAGAGAGAAGGUGCCUAGAAUUUCUGCAGAGGACCUGAUUGAAUUAGGGGAGCUGACAGGCCCAGCCCACAGUAAAAGUCCGACCAAGCGUAAACAGAACAGCAAGCCAAUGUUGUUGGUGGUGGAUGUCCGUGGUGAAGACGAAUUCAAUAAAGGUACUGUGGAGAGGAGUAUCAACAUCCCGUUCCAUUCUGCCUUUUCACCAGAGGGAGACCUCAACCCUUGCCCUGCUGUCACCACCUUGACCUCUAGUAGGUCACAGGUCAAGGUCAUUGUUGGAAGUAGAGGGAAAAAUGCUGUGAAUUUUGCUAAUGAGAUAAUCCGUCUCGGAUUCUCUAAAGUCUGCGUUCUCCACAAAGGCAUUGAUGUCUUACGACAAACAGGGCUACUGAUGCUGCCCCCAGCAGAUAUCUGAUAUCGUCAGCAUUAGGUUGAAGAUCUAUCACUAUAUAUCAGUCGAGAUCUGAUAUCAGCCGUAGGGUGACAUUCUAACAUGUGAUAUCUGCCCAGUGGUUAGAUGAAGACCAACUUCUCACUGAUGAGUCGUACACUGCCGGUCCAGUGUCAUGAUGCUUCUGUGGCUAGUACAUGUACUACAACAGACUAAAUACACAAACCUCAGACUGUUCCUACAUCAGUAGGGUGUUUCCAAGAUAUUUACUAGUACAUGUGGAUUCUUACUUGUAUCUAAAACUGAUAUUAUAUCAAAGGAUUUACUGUGAAUCUGUCUCUAUAGAAGUCCCGUGAAGUUGUAUUGAUUUUCAUGAAGUGUUUAUUGUGUAUAAAACCUCGACAGACAGAUAAUACUUAGAUGAAUUAUUGUUCUUGUACAUGGUAGUGUGAUUAUGGAAGGUACCAUCAGAGUGACUGAAUACUUCUUUUAGAACCCUUCCUGUCAUAUAUAUACUCUUCCUGACUUGCUGUUCUUCAUCACUACUUCCUGUCACACCUUGUAUUUCUUGUUGUACAUCACUACUUCCUGUCACACCCUACAUUUCCUGUUGUACUUCCCUACUUCCUGUCACACCCAUACACAUUCUGUUGUACAUCACUACUUCCUGUCACACCCUACACAUUCUGUUGUACAUCACUACUUCCUGUCACACCCAUACACUUUCUGUUGUACAUCACUACUUCCUGUCAUACUCAACACUUUCUGUUGUACAUCACUACUUCCUGUCACACCCUACACUUUCUGUUGUACAUCACUACUUCCUGUCACACCCUGCAUUUCCUGUUGUACAUCACUACUUCCUGUCACACCCUACACUUCCUGUUGUACUUUACUACUUCCUGUCACACCCAUACACUUUCUGUUGUACAUCACUACUUCCUGUCACACCUAUACACUUUCUGUUGUACAUCACUACUUCCUGUCACACCCUACACUUCCUGUUGUACUUUACUACUUCCUGUCACACCCAUACACUUUCUGUUGUACAUCACUACUUCCUGUCACACCCUACACUUUCUGUUGUACUUCCCUACUUCCUGUCACACCCAUACACUUUCUGUUGUACAUCACUACUUCCUGUCACACCCAUACACUUUCUGUUGUACAUUACUACUUCCUGUCACACCCAUACACUUUCUGUUGUACAUUACUACUUCCUGUCACACCCAUACACUUUCUGUUGUACAUCACUACUUCCUGUCACACCCUACACUUUCUGUUGUACUUCCCAUCAUACCCCUACGUCAUACUUUCUGUUUAUCUCUAUGUCUGAAAAAUGAAUUCCACAAUAAUGGACCAUAAAUCAUAUACAUAACUCAUUUUUUGUUAUAAUGUGCAAUAUAUUUUUUGUUCAUGAUAAUUUGAUAUCAUUACCAUUACACAGUAACAUGUGACAUGGUUUAUAUGUAUGCAUGUUUGGUAAUGUAUUUUGUUAAAUAACAAAACAAUUAUUUGUUGCUAUAGUAUGGUAUAUUUAGAAGUUGUAAACAGGCCUCGUCUGGCAUUGAGCCCCUCUUGCCCGAUUUUCAAAACUAGUCACAAAUGUUUGAAACAUUUUGAUUUGUAAAAGGCUCAAUAAUCAUGGGUAUCUAUUAGCAUCACUAUACAAGUUACAGGUACUGGGUUUGUAAGAUUGUGAUCAUAUAGAGAGGAGGUACCACAAAUGAAUAAAAUGUUAAAGAAUGCCAAAA